AAACAAAGGAAAAGGAAAGGAACGAACGAAAAGAAGAAAGAGAGAGAGCGAGAGAUCAAAGGGAAAGUAGUCUCGAGGAAAAAGAAAGAGAAGAAGAAGGAAUCCCCUCCCCGCCUCCCCUCCCUCCCUCUUUCCAAUCCUCCCGAAGGCUCAUCCCCAUAUCCCUCCUCCUUCCUUCCCCGCCAACUGUAUCUCUCUCCAUUUUUUAACUUAUAUCUUUCUCCUUUUCGACGAAGAUCUGAUCGGAAAAAUUUAAUAUAUUAUAUAUUUUCUCUCACCCUUUUACGGAAUGGGUUUUCUUCAUAAGUUGUGGGACGAGACGUUGGCCGGCCCGACUCCCGAGGCCGGCUUGGGAAAGCUCCGGAAGUACAACUCCUUCUCCUCCUCUUCUUCUUCUCACAUUGCUCCGCCGCUUCCGGGUAUUCGUAUCGGCCGUGCGCCUCCAUUGGUGGUUACACGAAGCAUUACCAUGGCCAGGAGCAACCGGUUUGCUUACAAUAAUAGUUCAGGUGUUGAAGAUUCUCCUCUUGCUUCUCCAAAUACCAAUGAAUCCCCUUUGUCGUCAUCCACCCCUGGCUCGCCUUCCACUCCUGAAUCACCAGGAGGUGGUGGAGGAGGAAGGUACAAUCAUCAUUUCCAUUCCAAGCGAAUGGCAAGGCGAAAACCCUCUUCACCUUCAUCUUUCUUCGGAGAGCCUCGUUGAUUCUUCACGGCUCUAAAUAUGUAUGAACAAAGUGCAUUUGGAUCGUAGAGAAAGAUCAAAAUCCAAAAUAUAUAGUAAAGGCUCUUCUUCACUGCACCAUCGAUCUCCAUGUGAGAUCACAGAACUAAGGUUAUGUAUAUACUUCAGAUGACAAAUUUGUGUAUAUAUAGUGUAUAUAUACCUUCUACUGUAAAAAUGUGCAAAUUCAAGCAACUCUCCCAUUCUAUAGAUGCGCAUGUACUUUGUUAUAAACACAGAAGGGUGUACGUA
This is a messenger RNA of Linum tenue, 973 nucleotides long. The record is from the annotation of a GenBank genome assembly. NCBI's taxonomy places the organism in Eukaryota, Viridiplantae, Streptophyta, Magnoliopsida, Malpighiales, Linaceae.